Molecule: messenger RNA, 504 nt
Organism: Naegleria fowleri
Lineage: Eukaryota; Heterolobosea; Eutetramitea; Acrasida; Naegleriidae
Exons: 3
Coding region: 1-504 (167 amino acids)
Source: RefSeq, a predicted model, not a curated record
AUGCACGAACGAAUUUUUGCAAAUAUUGAGCUGUCGGUAAUGGAACAGCAAAUGAAGAAUUUAAUUGCCAAACAAAAGGAAAUGAAGCUGUAUGUCAAGGAAGAGUUUAAAAAGAUACAAUUGAGAAUGGAAAAGGAGGUCAUGGAUGCUCAACAAGAUGGGAAUUCAAUGAUUGUUCAAACAAUCGAGAAAAUUUUUGAUCUAACAAAUAUGCAUAUGAAAUUAAUUGAAGAUGGUAUUGAAAAAGAUAUCAACAUGCUCUCAGAAGAGGUCAAGCUGUUAAAAGUUCUCAAAUACGAAAAGGAUUACUGGAAGGAGUUGGAAUUGAAAAUGGUUGUUGGAGAUACUGAAAUCGUGGAUAUUGAUGUGUUCAACCAAGAUUUGGAAAGCAAUUUCGAAAAAUCUAAGGAAGAUUUUGAUAAUUUUAUGAAGGAAAUAAGGAAAAUGAUUGACCGUCUUGCAUUCCAAGAAAUCACUGAACUUUUAUCGAGUUGUGUGUAUUAA